Perognathus longimembris pacificus (Pacific pocket mouse) is the source of this 1886-nucleotide messenger RNA. It is a transcript of the gene Mmp25, whose product is annotated as matrix metallopeptidase 25. The transcript has 10 exons. Gene Ontology annotation, molecular function: metalloendopeptidase activity; zinc ion binding. Bases 71 to 1747 code for a protein of 558 amino acids. The record is from RefSeq and is a predicted model, not a curated record. Gene Ontology annotation, biological process: proteolysis; extracellular matrix organization; collagen catabolic process. Gene Ontology annotation, cellular component: extracellular matrix. Lineage: Eukaryota; Metazoa; Chordata; Mammalia; Rodentia; Heteromyidae.
CCCGACCCUCCUCGCUGCGCCCUCUCUUCCCCUCCCCCCUCCAGCCCCCCGGAGCCCGGGCUCGGGCGCCAUGCGGCGGGCGCCAGGGCCCCCUCGGGGUCUGCGGCUCCUGGUGCUGCUGCUCCUGCUGCGGCCGCCGCCCUCGCGCGCCCCGAACCCCGCAGCGCAGGCCGUGAGCCUGGGCGUGGACUGGCUGACACGCUAUGGCUACCUGCCGCCACCGGAUCCUGCCCAGGCCCAGCUGCAGAGUUCUGCCAAGCUGCAGGAUGCCAUCAGGCUUAUGCAGAGGUUUGCUGGGCUGCCUGAGACAGGCUCCCUGGACGCAAUGACCAUAGAAGCCAUGCAAAAGCCACGCUGCUCGCUGCCCGAUGUCCUGGGGUCUGCAGGGCUGGUUAGACGCCGUCGCCGCUACGCCCUCAGCGGGAGCGUGUGGAAAAAGCGGACGCUGACGUGGAGGGUGCGGUCCUUCCCCCAGAGCUCCCAGCUGAGCAGGGACACGGUGCGCUACCUCAUGGACACCGCCCUGGGCGUCUGGGGCAUGGAGUCCAGCCUCAUGUUUCGGGAGGUCAGCUCCCAGGAGCCCGACAUUCUCAUCGACUUUGCCCGGGCCUACCACCAGGACAGCUACCCCUUCGAUGGACAGGGUGGCACGCUGGCCCAUGCCUUCUUCCCUGGGGAGCACCCCAUUUCUGGGGAUACUCACUUUGACGAUGAGGAGACCUGGACUUUUAGAUCAAAAGAUGGUGAUGGAAUCGACCUAUUUGCUGUGGCAGUUCAUGAGUUUGGCCAUGCCCUGGGGCUGGGCCACUCCUCUGCACCCAACUCCAUUAUGAGGCCCUUCUACCAGGGCCCAGUGGGCGACCCUGAGAAGUACCGCCUGUCCCAGGAUGACCGAGAAGGCCUUGUACAGCUCUAUGGGAAAGCAACACACACCCCAUAUGCCAGGCCGACAAGGAAGCCCCUGGGUCCCCCGCCCCAGCCCCCUGCCUUGCCCCCAGACAGCCCCUCCACACCUGUUCCUGAUAGAUGUGAAGGCAAUUUUGAUGCCAUUGCCAAUAUCCGUGGUGAAAUCUUCUUCUUCAAAGGCCCCUGGUUCUGGCGCCUGCAGCCCUCGGGACAGCUGGUGUCGCCCCGGCCCGCGCGGCUGCACCGCUUCUGGGAGGGGCUGCCGGCCCACGUGAGGGUGGUGCAGGCGGCCUACGCCCGGCCCCGCGACGACCGCAUCCUCCUCCUCAGCGGCCCCCAGUUCUGGGUGUUCCGGGACCGGCAGCUGGAGGGCGCGGCGCGGCCGCUGUCGGAGCUCGGGCUGCCGGCCGGCCUGGAGGCGGACGCCGCCUUCUCCUGGCCGCUCAACGGGAAGACCUACGUGAUCCGCGGCCGCCAGUACUGGCGCUACGACGAGGAGGCCGCGCGCCCGGACCCCGGCUACCCGCGCGACCUGGGCCUGUGGGAGGGCGCGCCGCCCGCCCCCGACGACGUCACCGUGGGCAACGCAGGGGACACCUACUUCUUCAAGGGCCUCCACUUCUGGCGCUUUCCGAAGGGCAGCGUCAAGGCGGAGCCGGACUCCCCGCAGCCCCUGGGGCCCGCGUGGCUGGACUGCCCCGCCCCGGAGCCCCCCAGGACCACGCUCAAGCCCGGAGCCUGCGACUGUCGGUGCGAGCUCAGCCGGGCCGCCGCGGGGCCGCGCGCCGCCCUCCUGCUGCCCCUCCUGCUCCUGCUGGCGGGGGGCGCCGCCGCCUGCUGAGCCGAGCAGCCCUUCCCCCACCCCACCCCGACACGCCCGUCGCCCGGACGGUGUGAGGUGCUAGCGAGCCCCGUCGCCGCGGUCCCCACCGCGGGAGCCCCGAGGGCAGCGGGCGGGCGGGCGGAUUCCUGCUGCAGCC